GACGCGAAGAUUAUUGUCAAACUCGGUGCAAAAUGGCGAAAUAAGAAAACAACUUGCUAGCUAGCUAAUAGCUCUCCAACUUUUCAACGCCGGAGAAGACAAAAACGGGCUGACAAAGGGGGAGAUGGGAAACACUAGCAGUGAGAGGGCCGGCAUGGGCCAGGGGGAGAAGGCGCACCGGCGGGACAGCCGGGGGGCCAAGGAGGGGGACCGGCCCAAAAUCCUAAUGGACAGCUCCGAGGAUGCAGACAUCUUUCACACAGAAGACAUAAAGGCGCCUCUGGAGAAAGAUGAGUUCCUGGCGUGGCGGCAGGACUUGGAGGCGAACGACAAGGGUCCGACCCAGGCCAGGCCGACCGUUUUCCGCUGGAAGGGCGCCGGUAAAGACAUCUUUCUCUCGGGAUCGUUCAACAACUGGGCCAACAAGAUCCCGCUGACCAGGAGUCAGAACAACUUUGUGGCCAUAUUGGAUCUGCCAGAGGGAGAGCACCAGUACAAGUUCUACGUCGAUGGACAGUGGACUCAUGACCCAUCAGAGCCUACUGUGACCAACCAGCUGGGCACAGUGAACAAUGUCAUCCAGGUGAAGAAGACUGACUUUGAGGUGUUUGACGCUCUCAUGGUCGACUCACAGAAAUGCUCGGACAUGUCAGACGUGUCCAGCUCCCCGCCCGGGCCAUACCACCAGGACCCCUACGUAUGCAAGCUGGAGGAGAAGUUCAAGACCCCGCCCAUACUGCCACCCCACCUGCUGCAGGUCAUCCUCAACAAGGACACCGGCAUCUCUUGUGACCCCGCCUUGCUCCCGGAGCCCAACCAUGUGAUGCUCAAUCACCUGUACGCCCUCUCCAUCAAGGAUGGAGUGAUGGUCUUGAGUGCCACCCACCGUUACAAGAAGAAGUACGUCACCACGCUGCUUUACAAGCCCAUUUGACCAAAGAGCUCAAGUCUUUGUAUCUUUGUAGUUGUAAAUUUUUUUAUUUUACUUUCUUAAUCAGUAAUGAUUAAGUCUUAAUGAAUUAAUGAGCCUUCCGUCAUUCCUGCGCGAGCGCUGUCCAUCCUCUCCUACAUUCCGUCCGGUCCACCGAGGACUGUGAUUGGCCAGGGGGUGAGGGAGUUGUGUUCGGCCUUGUCAUGUGACCUCUUGGCUGUUCGGACAUUGCUCCUUCUGUUUCCAUGACAAUGCUAUGGAAACAGGGGGAACCCCCCUCUGUGGGGAUGCAUCUGUGCAGCACCAGCGUUCUCAGGUCCCCUGCAAGCAGAACGAGCCCCCAGCGAGGGGCAUGUUACUCCUGAUUACCCAGCAUUCCUUGGUGUACAGUGAUCAAUUAAUGAAUGUGUACACUGAAUGUGAUGAGGGGGGCAUCUGCGUGUUGACACACAGAGGGAGUAUUAAGAAUGACUCCAAGCUCUGUCCCUAUGUCCCUCUUACUGAGUGUGAAUAGUUUUUUUUGUGGAAAAACACUGGGACCAACAAACAAAAAAAGGAAAACUGCAUAGCAGAAGAUCAGAAAGACAGCUACGCUGUGAGUGUGGUUUUGCUGAUUUACAAGGAGUCUGAAACCCUUUUUUUACCCCAAUAAAGACCCCCAAU
Messenger RNA from Megalops cyprinoides (Indo-Pacific tarpon), 1594 nucleotides. It is a transcript of the gene prkab1b, whose product is annotated as protein kinase, AMP-activated, beta 1 non-catalytic subunit, b. Gene Ontology annotation, cellular component: nucleus; cytoplasm; nucleotide-activated protein kinase complex. Lineage: Eukaryota; Metazoa; Chordata; Actinopteri; Elopiformes; Megalopidae. Gene Ontology annotation, biological process: signal transduction. Bases 125 to 934 code for a protein of 269 amino acids. The record is from RefSeq and is a predicted model, not a curated record. Gene Ontology annotation, molecular function: protein kinase binding. The transcript has 8 exons.